Messenger RNA from Pieris napi, 3945 nucleotides. RefSeq names its product egalitarian protein homolog (gene egl). Gene Ontology annotation, molecular function: 3'-5' exonuclease activity; nucleic acid binding. NCBI's taxonomy places the organism in Eukaryota, Metazoa, Arthropoda, Insecta, Lepidoptera, Pieridae. Gene Ontology annotation, biological process: nucleobase-containing compound metabolic process. The coding region runs from base 111 to 2654 and encodes 847 amino acids. The record is from RefSeq and is a predicted model, not a curated record. The transcript has a single exon.
UCACUUCUUUCUUUACUCUCUGAUUUAGAAAUAAUUUCAUGGUGUUGUGGGUGACACAUAUACGUAGAAAUUUUUAGUGUAAGAAGCACAUUGGCACCAACUGUUGGGAAAUGGAAUCAAUGGAAUAUGAGCUCGCUAGAAACCUCACUCUAUUAUUCUUCGUGGAGCGCCUGCUCGAUAAAGGCGAGCCGAGAACGUUGCACGAUCUUUCCUGUCAGUUUGGUGCCAAGGGAUUUACUAAAGAGAUGCGCCAGAUCGCUGGUGGGUCACAGUCGGGUUUAAAGAAAUUCCUCACCCAAUACCCAGCGUUGUUCAGCAUAGACGGGGACUAUGUUGAUAUCAACACAUUUCAGAGGUGCCCCGCCGGUGCUGGUGCCUCCUCUAACAACGACUACAUCGAGGAAGCUAAAGAAUACUUCGCUGGCAAAAUGGUGCAGUAUGGCGAAGGAACCGAGGUGCCAAUUAAAAGUCUUUUGGGACACAGGAGCCAGGCCUCACCACAGGUACGACACAUCUCCGGCCAACGCAUUAAAGAGUUCAAAGAAUUCCUUAUGAAGCACCCCGAUAUAUUUCAAAUAAUUGAUGAUAAUGUUGUUCUAGUCAGUGAUAAUCAUAGGAGAGAAAAUGCACAUAGUAACAAUGAACAAUUUCACAAUUUACCCGUUGCUAACAUAAACACAGAUACAGCACAACAAUUGUUAGACUAUGUAGCUCAAUGUAUUGAGGCUACGGGGCCUGUUAUGGUGGAUCAGCUAUUUCAUUUGAUUGUGUCAAGAUUCCCUCAAGAGUACUGGUAUCAAAUGUUUAAAACUCCAGCAGAUUUGACUGCUUUCUUAAAAUUAUUCUCUGAUAGUUUCCAUGUACAAUCAAAUCUUGUCACAUUGAUAAGCAAACCAAAAAUACCUGUUAUGUAUCUCAAUGCAAAACCUAAAGUUAAGACUGAAACACCAAAGCCUGUUGAGGAAAAAGAACUACCACCCUCCCCACUUCCUCCAAUUGUACCUAGCCCUACACCGUCAGAUGGUAAAAGAAGUCCUGCUAAUAGAAUACUCAGUCCUGUAGAAUCUCCCCGAGCUACCCAAGCAAAUAUUGCUAAUCAAACACUAAAGCAAAGGAUAAAUUCAAUUGUUAUUAAAAAUCUGGCUGAGAAUAUGGUCAGAGACAGGGUGAAUAAUCAUUUAAAUGCUCGGUGCUCAGAAGAAUUAAAUGGGGUUAAUGUGCGAAACAAUUUAGUGGGAGAAGCAUGGAGACAAAAGGUGCUACAAAGUACAACUGUAAUAGCAAGUGCUCGAGAAAGUGCUACAUUAAUAGAUAGUAUAAUGAAUGCAAAACGUACCGGAAAAAGUAUUGUUUCAUUUGAUUGUGAAGGAAUAAAUUUGGGCCUUAAAGGUGUUUUGACAUUAUGUCAAAUUGCUACUAUGAAUGGAGAAGUAUACAUUUUAGAUAUUUUGGCUUGUCCGAAUAUGGUAAUUGAAGGUAAAAUAAAGGACUUGUUAGAAAGUGAAAAUGUCAUUAAAAUUAUACAUGAUUGUAGGAAUGACUCAGUUAAUUUGCACAAUCAAUUUGAAAUUACUUUGAAGAAUGUAUUUGAUACACAAGCAGGUCAUGCAGUACUUCAGUUACAGCAGCAAAAUGUACCCGUUUACAAAGUCAAAAAUUUGAGUCUCAAUGCUCUUUGUGAGCUAUAUAACGCACCAAUGAAUCCAAUGAAGGAGCAAUUAAAAAAUGUUUACAGAAGAGACCAAAGAUAUUGGGCAAGGAGACCUUUAUCAAAAGACAUGAUUAUCUAUGCCGCCUCUGAUGUUUUGUCUUUAGUAAAUCCUGCUAUUUACACCUUUAUGUCAAGCAAUAUUAAAUCUGAAAAUCAACAGUUAUUUGAGGAGCUAAGCAAUGAGCAAGUAUUUAUGCACAUUCAGCCAACAGAGGUAAAAUUACGCAAGAGACAAAGAAAAAUUAACACAGAAGUUGAAGAACUAAAACAAAAGUUAGCUGAGACUACAAAAAAUAUUGUACUCAGCAACAGGGAAAUCCGAUUAUUAAGAUAUUUAGAGUUAACAGAAGAGGAGAAAGAAAAGCUUAAGGGUUGUCAUAAGAUAUCAAAAAAGCUGGAGAAACUAGAGGCUAUUGGGCAAGAUAAGGACAGUGAUUCUGAUGAUGAUGAUAAAGAAAAUGAAAUGCAGAGUUUAGAAUCGAACCCUUCUGACUCAAUGUCAUCUCCACACUCACAGCCUCCUAGCCUCACAGAAUCUAUGCAAUUGAUGGAUGAAAUAUUGUCAGAUGUAAAUAUGGACAGAGUAGAAAAAAUUAACCGUUUAGAGGCAAUUUUAUCAGCAGUCGCUCCCUUAAGCGGUGAGUUGGAAGAUAAAUUUUCUCAAACAAUGGAACAGACACUGCCACUGCUCAAGAAUAAAGAUUGGUCUAAUCUGAGCCAAAUUUUGAACUUAGGAGACGAAGGAAAGAAUUGUUGCUGCAAGUGUCAUAACUCUACUGACAAUAAAGUUGAAGAGAUCAAGAAGGCAGAAGUUGGAUCCCAGACCCUAAGCACAGGUGAUAUUGUCAUCACCAGAAUUCAUUUUAGAGAAGAGGACAAAUUGAACGAAAGGACAAUAGACGCCACGCCCUUCAGUAAGAGAGUAGGUAUCAACAUGUCUUGAUCUUCUCGCAACCAAACUUCCAUUUUCUGAGUGCCACUAUUAAUUUCGAUACUCCCUGUUUGUGAUCAAUUCAGUUUAUACGUAGUUUAAGUUAUUGCCGUUAUAUCGGAUGUUUUUACGUUAGUUUAACGGGUAUACGGUGUAUUUGUUCAAGAUUGAAUAAAUUAAACAUUGAUGAGAGUAUGGUCGCCUACGCCGUGUUCAUUUGAGCGAGGACGUGCGUGUAUACUCGAAUAAAUGCAAUGGCUACGCGCAUAAUACGGCUACUUAAUUCCUUCGAUUGGAAUUAUCAGUAUCUGCUGUUGUUUCUAGUAGAGUUAAUAUUUAUGUUAUUGCCUAGUUAGCGAUUCGAACUUGUAUGUGAUAGAAUUUGGCCUUGGAUUUUUUCUCGAUCUGUGUUGACUUGUAAAUAAGAUAACUACGAUAUAUUUUAGUCUAAUCUUGUUCAAAUUCCUAACGGUCAAGCAUUUUGUAAGGUUACAUUUUGGUGCAUUGUUUUUAUCACUACAAUUCACUAUAUGGCUACUGAAUAAAAUGGCAAUAAUAGUUAAGUAUAAAAUAAGAUUUUGUUCAAAUAUUUAACUAAAUAUUAUUAGAUAUAGAUGUUAGUUUUAAGAAAUACUGAAAAUGUAGUUGUGGUGCUUGGAUAACGAAUAUGAAUCGUUGAAAGGUUUUAUACACAUAGGAAUAUUUGAGGGGAGUUUACCUAAUUUUGUGCCUUUAUAUCAUAUCCAAGGAUUUACAUACUUUAUAAAAUGGUAGCUAAAUCAAUUUAAGUUAUUAAUUUGUGGAACAGUUUGGUCUCGGGUUAGAACAAUCUGUGUUUGUUAAUAAAAUACCCGCCUUCCACGGUUUAUGGAACCCAAAAGUAUUUAAUUCAAAUUUGUAUUGAACUUAGUACUAAGCAUGUUAAAUUCUGUCGAAUAGUUUAUUUUUGUGUUACACAAAGUAAAUAUUAGUGAUUAUAUUACGCUUUACUUACUAGUUUGCUUGUAUUUAUUAACCUUAAUAGGUUGACACAUCAGUAUUCUGAUUUGUAUUUCCAUUUUACAUUAAUCAUGCAGUAUUUAUAAUUAGCAAGUUCUCACUGUUUUGGCAACUUAGCAAUCCUAUUUUUGUGCCUUAGUUUUCACUUUAGUAGAAUCGUCAAAAUUUAAAAGUGCCACUUAAUUUUAUUAUAAGUAGCAUUUGUUUUAGUCAAAUUAAGGUUCUUACCUAUUAAAUUGCUAACUUAUAGAAGUUUAUUUAACGCGUUUAUGUUAAUGUAAUUCAAUAAAGUUUUUUAAAAGAU